Messenger RNA from Strongylus vulgaris, 486 nucleotides. NCBI's taxonomy places the organism in Eukaryota, Metazoa, Nematoda, Chromadorea, Rhabditida, Strongylidae. The record is from the annotation of a GenBank genome assembly.
AUGCCGCAAGAGAACAAAACGAAAAAUAUGGAGAGUUGGUUGGAACUCUCCAUAUUUUUCAUCGUUCACACACUCGAACACGGAAAGCAGAACGUGGGACUGGUGGAAAUCGGUUUUUAUCGCAUUGGCUUUGUGGCAUGCCCAGGACAUCCAAUGGUAUCUUUAAACAAAUUGAUGUCGGUCGACGAGCAUGGCGUCAAUUUUGAAAGUCCUCAUACUGCUGAACAAAUGUCACUCCCGCCGGAAAUGAGUAUAGAAAUACAGCAGGCCCUAGGCGCAGACAUAAUGAUGCAGUUGGAUCAUGUCAUUCAUGUUCUCACUACUGGAGACAUUGUUGAAGAGGCUAUGCAAAGGAGCAUUAGGUGGCUAGAUCGCUGCGAGAAAGCGCAUACUCGAUCGGAUCAGGCACUUUUUCCAAUUGUACAAGGAGGUUUGGAUCUUGAGCUGCGAAAGAAAUGCGUUGAGGAGAUGGCAAAGCGGGCAAAG